UGGCAAAGAGAAUGAGCUGAAUUGUUGGUCCUGUUUGGGGCUCAUGAUGGGGACUACGCAGAUAUCUUUAUGUGUGUUUCUUGGUUGUGUUAUUGCUGUUCAGUCUGUUCUGUAUCACAAUGGCAGAUUCACCCAGGAUGUUGUGGGAGUUUAUGAAAAUCGAGUGCCUUUUUCAUUUGGAAGAAACUUUGAUUUUACUCCGCAAGGCCCAAUCUUCAGCUCCUGGCAAUCCUGGACCCCUGACUUUCACAGGCUAGCUGGACUCUCUCCCUUCCUCAAUGUUCCCAGAGUACAGGUGUAUUGUGACGCAUCUACACUAACCGUGCUGGUUGAUAAGAGUGUCAGUGGUCUCAAACUGACUGGAGAGGAAAUACAGCUGGGGAAUGGCUGCUUCAGCAAUGGAGAGCUUGCAAAUGAAUUUGUCUUCACUUAUGGUUUUGCUGAAUGUGGAACUACACCUAUGGUGGAGGAUGACUUGGAGGUGUUCACCAACACCCUGUUCUUGAAUCUGAGAAGAAUUUCUCCCACCUGGUGGGAAACUCCCUCUGCAGUCCACGUGUUCUGUGUUGCAAAAAGGUUGAACAAGGUGCCAAAGUUUAGCGACACAGCACUUCCUGAGAAUGAUGACAUUAGCAUCAAAGCCAUGAGUUCGUCCUGGACGAGCGCAGCAGAGUCAAAUAUCUACAAAAGAGGCCAGCUUGUCAAUCUUCAGGUUUUGGCUAAAACCAGAAUAAAUCAAGAGGCUUUCAUCCAGUCCUGCUUUGUCUCGGUGUUCCCUGAGCCUCGGGCCAAACCAAGGCAAACAGUCAUAUUUAACAAAGGGUGCGUAACCCCACUGGGUUCCUCCACUACUAGAGUGACGUUUGUGGCCUCCAACAGCGCAGAUGCGGUUAAUUUUGUUCUGAACACGUCUUAUCUCAUUUCUGAGUUGUAUAUCCACUGUAGCGUGCUGAUCUCAGGCCAAGGUGUCACCCCAGGCUCUAAAUCCUGCAACUAUAAUGUGAUUGAAUCAAGAUGGGAGGAACUAAGUGGUGAUUUGGAGGCAUGUGAGUGCUGUAGCUCAAGGUGUAAAGCCAAAAACCUUCCUGGUGAUGCCAAAGCUGUGGUCAGCACUGGUCCCUUUGUCAUUGUGGAUGAAGAUGGUGAGAGAACUCUGCCUUCAAUUGCCGAAGAAGAAAGCGCUAACGUCCCAAACUCCAUGCAGUCUGCUCUUCCAGAUCUUGCUGAUGUGAUAGUUUCUUCUGUUCCAAGAAGCAAGUUCAAUGCUGGCCCAGAGGGUGUAGUGGCUGUAAGUCAGGACCCUGCCACCAGGCUGACGCUCUGGCUACCUGAACAGGUGCCUCCUCAGUCUGACUCAAAUGACAUUACCAAACUGCAUUCUUCAAUCACAAAUCAAGAACCUCAUCCGAAUCCGACCAAUGAGAUCAAAGGUCAAAGUUUCAGUAGUGUUUCUCCGUCAACUAUGAAUUUGCCAACUAUGGUUAACGGAUGGAAGAGUCCUCCACACCCAGCUGUUCCAGAGGACUUCAAAAGAAAAAGCCGGUCUGGAAGAUCUGGCAACUUUGACAGCAAAGAGGAACCGGUUAACUUUUCUUUGCCAGCUGAGAUUAGUGUAAAGUACCUUAUGCUGGUUGAACGGCCAAAUUCAGCAGAAUUGGACAACGCAGCUGCUGUAGAGGAAUCCCAAAGUGAAAAAUGGCUGCAGAAUGAGAUUAAGGACCCAAACCAUGAUGACCUGCCCCAGAUGCUGACAGAUGGUGCUAUGAUGCCUGAAGGAACAGUUGAAAUCCCACCAAUAACGCGCUCCAAACUCUCCUUUUCCAAAGCUGCUGAUGGGUCGCAGACACUGAGUUAUGAGGAAGAGGCAGUGGUACACAAGACAAGUCCAGUGGAAAGAAAACAGUUGAAACUAAAGGGGCUGCACUCAACUUUCUUGAAUCUGUUGAGGAGGAUGAAGAAUGCAGAAUAACCACGGCAUGAAAAGACUUUAAACUUGUACUUGAGAUAAAUAAAACUGAUGUGCACUUA
Messenger RNA from Haplochromis burtoni (Burton's mouthbrooder), 2028 nucleotides. It is a transcript of the gene zpcx, whose product is annotated as zona pellucida protein C. Bases 44 to 1969 code for a protein of 641 amino acids. The record is from RefSeq and is a predicted model, not a curated record. Gene Ontology annotation, molecular function: acrosin binding. Gene Ontology annotation, cellular component: extracellular matrix. The transcript is spliced from 9 exons. NCBI's taxonomy places the organism in Eukaryota, Metazoa, Chordata, Actinopteri, Cichliformes, Cichlidae. Gene Ontology annotation, biological process: positive regulation of acrosome reaction; binding of sperm to zona pellucida; egg coat formation.